CAGUUGUACAUUGCCCCCCUCCACUCCUGUCAGGUUGUUUUUUUUACCUCCUCCAGUUCACUGAAAGUCCAUCUCAAAAGCGCCAAGAUUACUUAUCUCGACAAGACUCACACUGAACUACGCGUUAGAGACAACAAGAAUCUAAGCUUCUUGAGAGUCACAGUCAGGUGUGUAAGACAUUCCCACCACAAGCAGGUUUUUGUUGAACUGCGGUUUCGUGUUCGGGCAUCGUUCUGUGAGAACAGGGAAUCCGGAACAUGGAAUGCAGGGGGGGGGAGGGCAGGGCGGGCGUCCCGUAUCGGCCCAAAGAUCGAGCCUCCUAUUAAAUAGGUCCAAGUGUUACGCAACGAGAACAGAGAGGAAGGAAGGACGUGUGUUUGCUUCUCUGGUAAACAGCUGAAGCAGGAAAAGAGAAAAGUCUACAGCAGAGGAGCCAGCAGCCGCCAGCAUGUCCUCUGGUCCGGAUCAGGUACCGCCUCGACCGGAAAUCUUUGAUUUCCAGGGAGUCUCGAUGAUACACUUCUUCACAGACAACUGGGAGAACAUUCAGAACUUCCAGGCCCGGCCGGAUGAUAUUCUCGUUGCAACAUACCCCAAAGCAGGAACCACAUGGGUGUCCUACAUCCUCGACCUCUUGUACUUCGGCCAGACAGAGCGCCAGACAUCUGUCCCGAUAUUUAAAAGAGUGCCUUUCUUGGAGAUCACGAUCCCAGAUUUUGGUUCAGGAAAAGACGACGCGGACAACCUCCCCACCUCUCCUCGAAUCAUUAAAACUCACCUUCCUGUGCAGUUUGUGCCAAAGUCCUUCUGGGAGCAAAACUGCAGGAUCAUCUACGUGGCCCGCAAUGCCAAAGACAACGCGGUGUCUUAUUUCCACUUCGAUCGCAUGAACAUGAUGCAGCCGGAGCCCGGAGACUGGAGCGGCUACGUCCACCGGUUCAUGGAGGGGAAAUUGGUGUUCGGGUCCUGGUACGACCACGUGAACGGCUGGUGGAAGAAGAAGCAGACUUACCCGAAGCUCCAUUACGUUUUCUACGAGGAUCUGGUGGAGGACACCGGACGGGAAAUAGAGAAGCUCUGCUGCUUUCUGGGUUUGUCCCGUUCGGACGAGGAGAAGAAGAGAAUUGCUGAUGGAGCGCAUUUUGAUAACAUGAAAAAGAACGACAUGGUCAAUUACUCCAACGUGGUUGUGAUGGACUUUAAAAUCUCUCCUUUCAUGAGAAAAGGGAAAGUCGGUGACUGGAAGAACCACUUCACUGAGGCCCAGAGUCUCCAGUUUGAUGAAGACUACAAGAAGAAGAUGACAGACGUCACUCUUCAGUUCCGCUGCGACAUCUGAUCCAGGACGCCGAGGGGAAGAUGUGGAGAUGUGGAGAUGGGUCUGAAGUGUGUCUCUUCAUGCUGUUUACAUCGGAAUGAAGAAUGAGAACCACAUAUUGUGACCCUCAUGUACUCGUAUAGCCCCACAUACAUGUACUUAUCCCACAGAAAUGUGUUGCUCGAUAUUCACUUAAUCAUAAACAUGGAAGUAUAAAGACUGCAAAGGUGACGUCUUUUUUUCUCCAUAAGAAACAAAAAAGCCUCUUUCUUCAGUUCUAGUUUUAUUGUCCAACUCCAACUAGGAAUUUCAUGAUCUCAACUAAGUCGUUGUGUUGCCUAAACCUGAAUAAAGUUGUAUCCUGCAAAGACUUUUAAGAACAAAAGACUGAAUGCAUGUAGCUUUCAUAUGAAAAUGCGCUUCAAAUUAAAGAGUAUCUGCAUUACGUCACUAUUUACAUUUAUAGCCUCUAUUUAAAUUAGAGAUAAAAAUUACGAAGGUUUUAUCUUUAUUUUUGCAAUAAAACAAUUUCAUUGUGUAGUUUCUCAUUAUUCA
This is a messenger RNA of Gasterosteus aculeatus aculeatus (three-spined stickleback), 1873 nucleotides long. Its product is annotated as cytosolic sulfotransferase 3. Gene Ontology annotation, molecular function: sulfotransferase activity. NCBI's taxonomy places the organism in Eukaryota, Metazoa, Chordata, Actinopteri, Perciformes, Gasterosteidae. The record is from RefSeq and is a predicted model, not a curated record.